AUGAAGCUUCUUUCUACAUACCAAUUGGUAUGUCUGUUGCUUUUCCUAGUUCUUGCAAGAUCUGCGGACUUUGACUUUGUUGUGGAUGAUGCUGUUGACUUUGUUACUUUCAAUGCUUCGCUGACUCUGUAUGAACAACUCUCCCAAAAUUCGUUGCUCUGGGGUCCUUACAGAAGUGGCUAUUACCUCGGUAUCAAGCCACGUAUUCCCCUUUCACUCACUUCAGGCCUUCUUUGGUUCAAUGCCGAUGACCACAAUGGGUUGCAGAAUAUCAGGCAUGAGUAUGAUCAACAUCACAAUAUGCGGAAAGCCAACUGGGUUCAAUAUGACCCAAGAUUUGGCGGAAGACAAGAAAUCGUUGACAAAGAUUGUCACAUAAAUAUCAUCAUUGACUUCGUGAAAAGUGAAAAUGGCCUCAAUUGGGCACUUAAGGUGAAGGCUGUCCCGCACAAAGGAUAUGAACACGUUACAACUUCUUUUGUGUGGUAUACUGGUUUGGAGGGCGAAGCUAUGACCGAUCAAGGUUUGUCAGUCUCUGGCUUCUUGAAGCUUGACAACGAAUUCAAUGAGUAUGGCUACAAAGAUACCCUCGAGUUCUCAGGUUUUUCCAAGGAGUUAGGUCUCUUCGAAAUGAAGAUCAAUGAUGGCGGCAAAGACACAAAAAACAAGCAUCCUAAGCCAAUUUCAUCUUUGCCCAAAAAUUUAGACCCUAGCCUUACUCAUCAUUUGAGUCUCCGUGUUCCAGAUGGAAACGUUUGGCGGGGGAAAGACAUCUUCCUCACAUUACUCGAGGACUCAAUUAAUGAUUUAAUGAAGACAAUGGGCGACAAAUUAAAUGAAGUUCCCCCAUAUGCGGGUCUCAUGAUGCGUGACAUGCACCACUACGAAGGUAACUUACACCUUGUCCAAAAGACUUACCAGGGAGCUGCUGAAUUCGAUAUAACAUAUAACUUGGUCGACGCUGAUGACUCGCAAAAAAUCACUUUUGAAAACUUAAAAUCACAAAUAGAGGUUACUUCCCAAAAAUUCAAGAAGAAGUUUGAUGAGUGCUUCCACCUCGCAUCCAAGCCGAAAAAGGAGCAGAAAUUGGCUAAAGAGCUCUUAUCUGGUUUGCUCGGCGGUCUUUCUUACUCCCAAGGUGAUCAAUUGGUCGAUAGAGAGACUUCUUUGGAUGACGAAGAUCUUCCGGUUAACAUAAAUGGUGAUGUACACCUCCCGAAGUUGACCGGCAAAAGUGAAGGUCCACAUGAACUAUUCAGUUUGGUACCUUCUCGUCCAUUCUUUCCUAGAGGAUUCUACUGGGAUGAAGGCUUUCAUUUGCUUCCAUUAUUAAAGUAUGACUCUGAUUUAGUUCUUGAAAUCUUGAAGUCAUGGUUCGAGCUCAUUGAUAACAAGGGUUGGAUUGCUAGAGAACAAAUCCUCGGCGCAGAGGCGAGAUCAAGAGUGCCUGCUGAAUUUGUUGUACAAAGCGAUAGUAUUGUGAAUCCGCCAACCCUCUUGCUUGCCUUCAACAAUCUUUUAGAGAUGGCCAAACAAGCAGAAACAUCUAAGAAGAACGUAUAUUCAGAAAACCAAAAAGCUAUCAAUUUAGAUACCGACAUUGCUAUUGAGGAUCUCAGCUCUGUGGUAAUGAGUCAUCCACACCUUUUGGCUAAUUACACCAAAGAAAUUUACCCAAGACUCAAAUUGCACUAUGAUAGCUUCCGCGCCAGUCAGCAAGGUGAAUUUGAUGAUUUCAACAGGGGCCCAAAUAAGGAGGUGUACCGAUGGAGAGGAAGAAGCACUACUCAUAGUUUGGCUUCAGGCUUGGAUGACUACCCAAGAAUUCUUCCAAUUGACAUAGCGGAAUUGAACGUUGAUCUUCUCUGUUGGAUUGGAGUUAUGACCAGGUCUAUGAAGAACAUUGCUGAAAUUUUGGAGUUGCCUCUGGAUGUCGCUAGAUACGACAAGAUAGAAACGGACAUAACGGAGAGCAUCGAGUCAAUGCAUUGGUCCGAGGAGCAUAAAACAUACUGCGAUGUGUCAGUAGACGAUGAUGACGAAAAAGUUUUUGGUUGCUACAAGGGUUAUAUUUCCCUCUUCCCAUUCUUAACAAGGUUCAUCCCACUUGACCAAGUUGACAAGCUUGGGCAUAUUGUUGAUCUUCUCUCUGACCCUGAAGAAUUGGCAAGUGACUACGGUAUUCGUUCUAUCUCAAAAUCAAGCGAGUUUUAUAGAACCGGAGAGAACUACUGGCGGUCGCCAAUCUGGAUCAACAUCAACUAUUUGGUUUUGGACAGCUUAACUUACUAUCACCACUCUCUCAAAGAUGAAGAUGCUGGAGAAUUAAAAGAAAAGAUUGCUGAUGUCUACAGUACUCUCAGAAAGCAAUUGAUCACCAAUGUGAAGCGUCAAUGGAUGACAACCGGUUUCGUGUGGGAACAAUAUGACGACAUAACCGGUGAACCCAAGGGCGCCAAAAAUUUCUUGGGCUGGAGCAGCUUGAUUUUGCUUGCUAUAGAGAUGCCGGAGAAGUUGAUGUAG
Messenger RNA from Australozyma saopauloensis, 2523 nucleotides. RefSeq names its product Cwh41p (gene CWH41). NCBI's taxonomy places the organism in Eukaryota, Fungi, Ascomycota, Pichiomycetes, Serinales, Metschnikowiaceae. The coding region runs from base 1 to 2523 and encodes 840 amino acids. Gene Ontology annotation, cellular component: endoplasmic reticulum membrane. Gene Ontology annotation, biological process: oligosaccharide metabolic process; protein N-linked glycosylation. Gene Ontology annotation, molecular function: Glc3Man9GlcNAc2 oligosaccharide glucosidase activity. The transcript has a single exon. The record is from RefSeq and is a predicted model, not a curated record.